CGCAAUCUCUCAUUCUCUCACUGUCCGUGUCGAGGACAACAACUCACUACCUCUGUCUCUAUCGGCCCGUGAUUCUGAAUCACUAAACUACAAAGAAUCAUUUCAUCCUAUGUUCAAAUGACAUGAAUUGAACUUUUCGCUGCUACGCUUAUAAAUGAGGCGAAACUGUAGGCAGCUACACUAGGUGAAAUAUUAUAUAAUAGAUCUAAUGCAUAUGAUAUGACCACAUUCUGACUUAUUAUGAUGAGGAAUAAGAAAAAAUAGCUGCUAUACAGAGGGAUCAUGCUUGGAAAUCUAGUCGUCUUUAGUCUGUUUUUUGUGUGUCUAAUCUGUGGAAUAACUCCUGUAAACUUUAAAUUAAAUUUAUAAUCUUAGUUCUAUUUGCAUUGACUCCACAAAGCCAAAAUGACUUCAUCGUAUAACGAUGAGACCAGGAGUGAUAUAUCAGAAUCUGUGGAAGUCUGCGAAUUCCAGGGACAAUAUGGAGAUCCGGGUGGUUACUACAAAUCCAAAAGCCUGCCCGUUCUUAACGGAGACUGUCCUAACGUUAAUGAGUCCUUGGAACCAAGGCUGGUCAGUACGACGGAGACUUUAGUAAAUACCAACCAGUGCUUAGUGUUCAACAAGCUCCGACAGAAAGGAGACUCGAGUGAACUGGAAUCGCCCACCAAGACAGAUUUCUCCCCUUCCAUGUCCAGUAUGGUGGGUCUUAGUAGCUCCAUGAGAACUGAAGCCAACCGAGCAGGUGGCAAAAAAAUAGGCUUUUCAUUGGCAAGAUUCAUCCGCUUUCCUGCAAGAAAGUACAUGAGGGUGAUUUUUUCAGACUCUAGGUGUUUUCUGUUCUGUAUGUGUUACCUGACGUUUAUCCAGUCGUUGAUGGUCUCAGGCUACCUUAGUAGUGUCAUCACUACAAUAGAGAAGAGAUACAGCCUUAGAAGUUCAGAAUCGGGACUGUUGGUUAGCUGUUUUGACAUUGGAAGUCUUUUGGUGGUGGUCUUCAUCAGUUAUUUCGGGGGUCGAGGCCAGAGGCCACGCUGGUUGGCGGUAGGAGGGGUGUUCAUCGCAGUGGGAGCAGCUCUGUUCUCCCUUCCGCAUUUCAUCUCUCCACCCUAUCAAAUUCAAGAGGUCAAUUCGUCCACGGGGAACGAGGGCCUGUGCUCGAACGGGAAUGGGAGCAGAAAGGAUGUGUCGUCCUGUCCAAGGGACCAAGAGGGCAAUGAUCACUCCAUAUAUGUUGCCCUGUUCAUCUGCGCCCAGGUCCUGGUGGGCAUGGGUUCCACUCCUAUCUACACGCUGGGACCAACGUACCUGGAUGAUAACGUGAAGAAGGAGAACGCUUCCCUCUACCUUGCUAUAAUGUAUGUAAUGGGGGCUCUGGGGCCAGCUGCAGGGUACCUGCUUGGAGGCGUUCUGAUCGGCUUCUACGUAGAUCCCAAAACCAUCAUCAACAUUGAGCAAAGUGAUCCACGCUUUAUUGGCAACUGGUGGAGUGGUUUCCUGCUCUGUGCUUUCGCCAUGCUGUUGGUCAUCUUCCCCAUGUUCACUUUCCCCAAAAAACUUCCCCCUCGACACAAGAAAAAGAAGAAAAAGAUUGGGGCGGACAGCAACUCCAAUGAUGAUGAUGUCCUGAAAGAGAAAUCCAACAGCAAAGGCCAGACUGUGGCAUCCUCCAUGGGCUUUGGGAAGGACAUCAAAGACCUCCCCAAGGCUGCCAUAAAGAUCCUCAGCAACAUGACGUUCCUGUUCGUGAGUCUGUCCUACACAGCUGAGAGCGCCAUCGUCACUGCCUUCAUCACCUUCAUCCCCAAGUUCAUCGAGUCUCAGUUUGGAAUCCCUGCCUCCAGCGCCAGCAUAUACACAGGGGUCAUUAUCGUGCCCAGUGCAGGGGUUGGCAUUGUACUGGGUGGCUACAUCAUAAAGAAACUCAAGCUUGGAGCUCGUGAGUCCGCCAAGCUGGCCAUGAUCUGCAGCGGGGUGUCUCUUUUGUGCUUCUCCACACUCUUCAUCGUGGGCUGUGAGAGCAUAAACCUGGGUGGGAUCAAUAUCCCUUAUACCACAGGGCCGACACUCACUCUGACCCACAGAAACCUGACGGGUGGCUGUAAUGUGAAUUGUGGCUGUCGGAUCAACGAGUACGCUCCUGUUUGUGGCUCAGAUGGCAUCACAUAUUUCAACCCCUGCCUGGCGGGAUGCAGCACUGUUGGCAAUGGCAGCACCGGGAUCAGAAACUACACAGACUGUGCAUGCGUGCAGAGCAGGCAGGUCAUCACACCACCCACCAGCGGCCAAGGCAACCAGCUGCAACUGGUCAUAGUGAAGACCUACCUGAACGAGAAUGGAUUUGCGGUGUCAGGGAAGUGUGAUCGCACCUGCAACACACUCAUCCCCUUCCUCAUCUUCCUCUUCAUCGUUACACUCAUCACAGCUUGCGCACAGCCCUCCGCCAUUAUUGUCACUCUCAGGUCAGUAGAAGAGCAAGAACGACCGUUUGCUUUAGGAAUGCAGUUUGUGUUGCUAAGAACUCUGGCCUACAUUCCCACACCAAUCUACUUUGGUGCGGUGAUUGACACCACCUGCAUGCUGUGGCAGCAGGACUGUGGUGUUCACGGCUCUUGCUGGGAGUAUGAUGUCACUUCCUUCCGCUUCGUGUACUUUGGCCUGGCCGCCAGCCUCAAGUUUGUGGGCUUUGUGUUCAUAUUCCUCACCUGGUACUCAAUUAAAUACAAAGAGGAUCGUCUGGAGCGCUGGCAGCGGCAUCUGCCUCCUCUGGGCACCGUCAGCGAGCUCAUCUGUCACGUGGGGGGUCACAAGAGCCACGCUCGUACCCGCUCCUGCCCCGUUUUCACACCCCGUCCUGAGCCCCCUGACCAGCCCCCGCUCAACCGCGGACACUGCAGCCAGAGCUGCCCCGGAAAUGCCCUCAAAGCAAUAACCCCACCUGCCCGCUCGCUGCAGGAAAUGCACAUUUAAGGAACGUGCGCCCUGACAUCUGCCUUCAUGUGCCUUCCUGUCGGGUGUCCUCCUCCAUGAUAAGACGUAAAGUGCAUAUGCCUGUUUUGCCUCCGCGUGGCUUUCAGGGGCUUGCUGCGCUCCCAGAUCUCAGUGUCACCAGUACAAACUCGCAGCAAAUACAGGUUGUGUAAAAAUCAUGAAGUAUUUGCUGUCAAAGCGAAUGGAAGACAUGUCAUGGUGCUAAAUGAGGAACGGAGAGGACAUUUCUCUGUAUCCAAUCUUGGAUUCCAAGACUAUUAUAUCAAAGACGAAAGUUCCACAAGCACAAAAGGAUAUCAGUACUAUGCAACACCGUACCUUAUUACAGCCUCCAGGCAGAUGCUUUCUACUCUAUUAUCAUUAACAACAGUAUUCCCAACAGCAGAACAUCUCACAUGGUUUUUAUAAACAGGUCUGUGAAGAAUGGUGUUAUCAACUCGCUUCUUGUUAGUUUGGAGGGUUUGGUUAUCGUCUGUGUGAUUUGGGUGGUAUUCAAGGAGCCUCCUCCAGAUGGAUCACAUAGUGCUGUAUGUAAAUGCAGUGCCUCAGAUUGCCCCAUCAGCAGUAAGGUCUGCUGGCUAACAGGCUGAGCACUGAGUGGACUGCUCAAAUGCAUUUGGAGAAGGAUUUCGAAGCCUUGUCUUCUCAUUCUUCAUCUUCAUAAUCAUUCUGUCUGUCCAGUGAUUGACUCUCAAAUGGCCAUAUGUGUUUUGAUGCAUACUGCGGGGUCAGAUGUUUGUUCAGUGGUCUAGUAUCAGGUCUCGAAGAAGUCAGGCUUUGAUUAGAUCAAUUUGAUGGAUUUUUUGGCGAAUCCGUAUUCAAACUGGUUUUGUUUUUUUGUAAGUGUGAACAGCAAAAAAACACAUGAAACCUGAAGUUUAAAAACCCAAUCCAAACCCCAUUCAUAUCAGGUUUGAAAUCUGAUUCAAAUCAGUUUUUUUCUUUCUCAGCAUGAAUGGUAAAAUCAGCUAUAGAAUGACAAACUGCAUUUGUCAAUUUUUCUCACUCUUUCCUUAUAUACACUCUAAAAAAAAUCUU
Molecule: messenger RNA, 4029 nt
Organism: Sinocyclocheilus grahami
Lineage: Eukaryota; Metazoa; Chordata; Actinopteri; Cypriniformes; Cyprinidae
Gene: slco5a1
Product: solute carrier organic anion transporter family member 5A1
Exons: 10
Coding region: 406-2970 (854 amino acids)
Biological process (GO): transmembrane transport; sodium-independent organic anion transport
Cellular component (GO): basolateral plasma membrane
Molecular function (GO): protein binding
Source: RefSeq, a predicted model, not a curated record